GGAUCUUCUGUAGUCGCUGCAUUCCCACGGACAAAGCAAUGAUUUUGUGCUUCAUAGAAUCCUAUUUUUGGUAGAGAUGGAAGCAAAGAUGAAGGCGGGUAGUGCUGCCAGGUUGAUCGUGGAUGCAUUGCUGCAGAGGUUUCUUCCUCUCGCCAGACGCCGAAUCGAAACUGCUCAAGCUCAGGACGGACAGCACCUUCGACCUUCUGACCCUGCCUAUGAGCAAGUACUGGAUUCCUUAGCUAUGAUUGCACGGCAUACUCCAGUUCCUCUUCUGGAAGCUCUCCUUCGAUGGCGAGAGAGUGAGUCUCCAAAGGGUGCAAAUGAUGCAUCUACCUUCCAAAGAAAGCUGGCUGUGGAGUGCAUAUUCUGCUCAGCUUGUAUACGCUUUGUUGAGUGCUGCCCACAAGAAGGACUUACUGAGAAGCUAUGGUCUGGUCUUGAAAAUUUUGUUUUUGAUUGGCUUAUUAAUGCUGACAGGGUUGUUAGCAAGGUUGAGUAUCCCUCCCUGGUUGAUUUGCGUGGCCUUCUUCUGGACUUAGUUGCUCAACUCUUAGGUGCCUUAUCUUGGAUCAGGUUUAGUUCUGUAACUGAACGCUUUUUCAUGGAACUCAACACUCGUCACAUUGACACUAGUGUUGCCAGAAGUGAAACACUAAAUAUUAUUAAUGGGAUGCGCUACCUAAAGCUUGGGGUUAAAACUGAGGGUGGGUUGAAUGCAUCAGCCUCUUUUGUGGCAAAAGCAAACCCACUUAACUGUGCACCACAUAGAAGAAAAAGUGAGCUCCGCCAUUCACUUUGCAAUAUGCUUUCUAACAUCCUAGCACCACUGGCUGAUGGUGGGAAGAACCAAUGGCCUCCUAGUGGUGUAGAGCAUGCACUCACUCUGUGGUACGAGGCUGUUGGGCGAAUAAGAGGCCAGCUCAUUCAUUGGAUGGACAAAAAGAGCAAACAUAUAGCUGUUGGUUACCCAUUGGUUACUCUUCUUCUUUGUCUUGGUAAUCCUCAAGUAUUCCAUAACAACCUAAGCUCUCAGAUGGAGCAACUCUACAAGCUUUUACGAGACAAGAACCACCGUUUCAUGGCUUUGGACUGUCUCCAUCGAGUUUUGAGAUUUUAUUUGAGUGUUCAUGCAGCUAAUCAGCCCCCAAAUCGUAUAUGGGAUUAUUUAGAUAGUGUGACUUCUCAACUCUUAACAGUUUUAAGAAAAGGAUUGCUUACUCAGGAUGUUCAACAUGAUAAACUUGUUGAAUUUUGUAUGACCAUAGCAGAACAUAACCUUGAUUUUGCAAUGAACCAUAUGAUAUUAGAAUUGCUGAAGCAAGAUAGUCCAAGUGAGGCAAAGGUUAUUGGUUUACGUGCUUUGCUGGCUAUUGUCAUGUCACCUUCAAGCCAGCAUGUUGGCUUGGAAAUAUUUAGAGGUCAUGAUAUUGGCCACUACAUACCAAAAGUGAAGGCUGCAAUUGAGUCAAUAUUGAGGUCAUGUCAUAGGGCCUACAGUCAAGCUCUUCUAACUUCUUCAAAGACCACAAUAGAUGCUGUAACCAAGGAAAAGUCUCAAGGGUACCUCUUUAGGUCAGUGCUUAAAUGCAUUCCCUACCUGAUACAAGAAGUUGGCCGAAGUGAUAAGAUAACUGAAAUAAUACCUCAGCAUGGUAUAAGUAUUGACCCUGGUGUUCGUGAGGAAGCAGUUCAGGUACUGAACCGGAUUGUAAGAUACCUUCCACAUCGUCGCUUUGCAGUUGUAAGAGGAAUGGCCAACUUUGUCCUCCAGCUUCCUGAUGAGUCCCCUCUUCUCAUUCAAACAUCAUUGGGACGGUUGUUAGAACUUAUGCGGUUUUGGAGAGCAUGUCUAAUUGAUGAUAAGCUGGAAGGUGAUGCUAAAGAUUCCAAGUGUGUGGGGCAGGGAAAUGACAGAUUUAAGAAAUCUUCUUUCCAUCAACCCGGAGAAGCUAUUGAGUUUCGUGCAUCAGAGAUAGAUGCAGUUGGCCUAAUUUUUCUUAGUUCUGUAGAUAGCCAGAUUCGUCACACAGCAUUAGAGCUAUUGCGCUGUGUUCGUGCCUUAACGAAUGACAUACGAGAGCUUAUGCUUCUGCAGCAGCCAGAUCAUAGUAUGAGAAUUGAAGCUGAACCUAUUUUUCUAAUUGAUGUCCUGGAAGAAAACGGGGAUGAAAUUGUUCACAGUUGCUAUUGGGACACAAGUCGUCCAUUUGAUUACAGACUAGAAUCUGAUUUAAUUCCUCCCGAAGUGACUCUUCAAUCUAUAAUAUUUGAGAGUCCUGAUAAGAACAGGUGGGCUCGGUGUCUCAGUGAGCUCAUCAUAUAUGCUGCUGAGCUUUGCCCAAGUUCUGUUCAAGAAGCGAAGGUGGAAGUUUUGCAGCGUCUUGCCCAUAUCACACCUUUUGAGUUAGGUGGAAAGGCUCAUCAGUCACAAGACGUAGACAACAAACUGGAUCAAUGGCUUAUGUACGCUAUGUUUGUAUGUUCAUGCCCACCAGAUGGCAGAGAUAUUGAAAGCUUAGCAGCAAGGAGAGAGCUUUACCAUCUCAUUUUGCCCUCUUUGAAAUCUGGAUCAGAAGUAAACACACAUGCAGCCACCAUGGCUCUUGGCCAUUCACACCUGGAAUCUUGUGAGUUCAUGUUUAGUGAGCUAGCUUCAUUUAUGGAUGAGGUUUCUUCAGAAACAGAAGGAAAACCUAAGUGGAAGAGCCAAAAACUGACACGGCGUGAGGACCUUCGUGUCCACAUUGCACAUAUAUACCGCACUGUUUCUGAGAAUAUCUGGCCAGCUUUUUUGGCCCGUAAGCCAGUUUUGCGACGCCAUUAUCUUAAGUUCAUCGAAGACACAACCAGACACAUCACACAAGCAUCUACAGAGAACUUCCAAGAAACACAACCUCUCCGUUACGCACUUGCUUCUGUUUUAAGAGCUCUGGCUCCUGAAUUUGUAGCAUCAAAAUCAGAGAGAUUUGAUCCUAGAACAAGGAAGAAAUUAUUUGAUCUUCUACUCUCCUGGUCAGAUGAUAUAGGAAGUACAUGGGGACAGGAAGUUGAGCGCUACAAGGCUUCACAACACAUACGAUCAAAAGACUCUGUAGACAGAUUUUCAUUUGACAAAGAAUUGAGUGAACAAAUUGAGACAAUCCAGUGGGCAUCCAUGAGUGCUAUGGCUUCACUUUUGUAUGGACCUUGCUUUGAUGACAAUGCAAGAAAAAUGAUCGGUCGGGUUAUAUAUUGGAUCAAUAGUUUAUUCAUUGAGCCUGCACCUAGGGCUCCAUUUGGCUACUCACCAGCUGACCCACGAACCCCAGCUUAUUCCAAAUAUAUGGAAGGAAGUCGUGGAGCUGCAGUUCGUGAUAGGCACAAGGGUGGCCAUCAUCGGGUUGCCUUAGCAAAGUUGGCUUUGAAGAAUCUUCUUCUUACAAAUUUGGACCUCUUUCCUGCUUGCAUUGAUCAGUGCUACUACUCCGAUGCUUCUAUAGCUGAUGGUUACUUUAGUGUCCUUGCUGAGGUCUACAUGCGCGAAGAAAUACCAAAAUGUCAAAUUCAGAGGCUUUUGAGCCUGAUUCUCUACAAGGUGGUUGACCCAUCUAGACAAAUUCGUGAUGAUGCUCUUCAGAUGCUUGAGACACUCUCUGUCCGUGAAUGGGCUGAGGAUGGCACUGAAGGCAGUGGAAGUUAUAGGGCUGCUGUUGUUGGUAAUCUCCCUGAUUCUUACCAACAAUUCCAAUACAAACUCUCAUGCAAACUUGCCAAAGAUCACCCGGAGUUGAGCCAGCUACUGUGUGAGGAAAUCAUGCAGAGGCAACUUGAUGCUGUUGACAUAAUUGCACAGCAUCAGGUCUUAACCUGCAUGGCUCCAUGGAUUGAGAACCUCAAUUUUUGGAAACUCAAGAACUCAGGCUGGAGUGACAGAUUAUUAAAAAGUCUUUACUAUGUGACAUGGAAGCAUGGGGAUCAGUUCCCUGAUGAGAUUGAGAAACUUUGGAGCACAAUUGCUAGCAAGUCCAGGAACAUCAGUCCCAUUUUAGAUUUCUUGAUUACAAAAGGGAUUGAAGACUGUGAUUCAAAUGCAUCUGCCGAAAUAAGUGGUGCAUUUGCCACAUACUUCUCAGUUGCAAAGCGUGUAAGUUUAUAUCUAGCACGAAUAUGCCCACAACGCACAAUUGAUCAUCUGGUUUACCAGUUGGCUCAGCGAAUGCUGGAAGAUAACAUUGAACCCAUUGGACCAAGUGCAAAUAGGGGUGAUGUUAAUGGAAAUUUUGUUUUGGAAUUCUCUCAGGGUCAUGCAACAGCACAGAUUGCAUCUGUUGUGGACAGUCAGUCACAUAUGUCGCCUUUACUUGUUCGAGGUUCAUUUGAUGGUCCAUUGAGGAAUACUAGUGGGAGCCUGAGCUGGAGAACAGUAGGUGUUGGAGGACGAAGCACCUCAGGCCCACUAAGUCCCAUACCUCCUGAGUUGAAUAUUGUUCCUGUUGCUGCAGGCAGGUCUGGACAGCUCCUUCCAGCAUUGGUAAACAUGUCAGGGCCUCUAAUGGGGGUUCGAAGUUCAACAGGAAAUGUACGGAGCAGACAUGUUUCUCGGGACAGUGUAGAAUACCUCAUUGACACUCCAAACUCAGGUGAAGAUAUCUUGCAUUCUGGGAUUAGUAUGCAUGGUGUUAAUGCCAAGGAACUUCAGUCAGCGCUGCAAGGGCAUCAGCACUCACUCACACAUGCAGAUAUAGCACUCAUUUUACUUGCAGAGAUUGCAUAUGAGAAUGAUGAAGACUUCCGUGAACACUUGCCUCUGCUUUUUCACGUCACGUUUGUUUCAAUGGAUAGUUCUGAGGAUAUUGUGCUGGAACACUGCCAGCACUUGCUCGUCAAUCUGCUCUACUCGCUUGCGGGUCGGCAUUUGGAGCUGUAUGAGGUGGAGAACAGUGAUGGAGAAAACAAGCAGCAGGUUGUCAGCCUGAUCAAGUAUGUCCAGUCAAAGCGUGGGAGCUUGAUGUGGGAGAAUGAAGAUCCCACUGUGACAAGAACUGAGCUUCCUAGUGCUGCACUGUUGUCUGCCCUUGUUCAGAGUAUGGUUGAUUCAAUAUUCUUCCAAGGAGAUCUCCGUGAGACUUGGGGGACUGAAGCACUUAAAUGGGCUAUGGAGUGCACAUCAAGACACCUUGCCUGUCGCUCACACCAGAUCUAUCGUGCACUGCGGCCUAGUGUUACUAGUGACACAUGUGUGGCACUUCUUCGUUGCCUUCAUAGAUGCAUGGGGAAUCCAGUUCCUCCAGUUUUGGGCUUCAUCAUGGAAAUAUUACUGACACUGCAAGUGAUGGUGGAGACAAUGGAACCAGAAAAGGUGAUACUUUACCCCCAGCUCUUUUGGGGUUGUAUAGCCAUGAUGCACACAGAUUUUAUUCAUGUCUACUGUCAAGUACUUGAGCUUUUCUCACGGGUGAUUGAUCGUUUAUCAUUCCGGGAUACAACAACAGAAAAUGUACUCCUCUCAAGCAUGCCUCGAGACAAAUAUGAUACUAGUGAUGUUGCAGACUUCCAGCGGUUGGAGUCUAGGGGCUAUGAGUUGCCAUCAUCCAGUGGGAAUCUGCCAGCAUUUGAAGGAGUGCAGCCUCUCGUGCUUAAAGGACUCAUGUCAACUGUUAGUCAUGGUGUAUCUAUUGAGGUCCUCUCUCGUAUGACGGUGCACUCAUGUGACUCCAUAUUUGGAGAUCACGAGACCAGACUCCUCAUGCACAUAACGGGUUUGCUUCCCUGGCUUUGCUUGCAGCUCAGCAAAGAUGCAGUGGUGGGUCCAGCUUCACCUCUCCAACAACAAUACCAAAAAGCAUGUUCUGUCGCUGCCAACAUCUCAAUUUGGUGCCGAGCAGAAUCCUUGGAUGAAUUAUCUACUUUAUUUAUGAUUUACUCAAGAGGUGAGAUUAAAAGCAUUGAUAAUCUCCUUGCUUGUGUGUCACCACUGAUGUGCAAUGAAUGGUUCCCUAAGCACUCAGCGCUAGCUUUUGGCCACUUGUUGCGGCUCCUGGAGAGAGGACCUGUUGAGUAUCAACGUAUAAUAUUGCUCAUGUUGAAGGCAUUGCUGCAGCACACCCCAAUGGAUGCUGCUCAGAGCCCACACAUGUAUGCAAUUGUAUCCCAGCUGGUGGAGAGCACUUUAUGUUGGGAGGCACUGAAUGUGCUGGAAGCCCUUCUGCAGAGCUGCAGUUCGUUGACAAACUCUCAACCACACGACCCCGGGUCAUAUGAAAACGGAACUGAUGAUAAGAUGCUAGCUCCUCAGACCUCAUUUAAGGCUCGAAGCGGGCCCUUACAAUACGCUAUGGGAGCCGGUUUUGGUGUAACUCCUACUUCAGCUCUGCAAGGCGGGUCAACCGAAUCAGGGAUGCCACCUAAAGAGGUGGCUUUGCAAAACACACAGGUGAUCCUUGGCCGUGUGCUUGACAACUGCGCUCUGGGGAGGAGGAAGGAUUACAAAAGGUUAGUGCCUUUUGUCACCACAAUUGGGCAUCCCUGACCUACAUGCUAAUAUGCAUCUACCUCCACUUUGAGCAUGCAUUAUGUACUCUUGGUUAAAAUCAUUGAGGGAAACUUGGAAGCUGAUUCUGUAAAUAGGCAUCUAAAUUUGUAGUUCUGGUUGGUGACAUAAUGGUUUCAGCAUUUCCAGUUCCAGGCCCCAUUGCUCAAGUGUAUCCAUCACCUAUAUUUUUUUAGUUGUUUAACAAUUUCCUUUUACUCCUUUUUUUUUUUUUUUUUUUCCUUUUUGAUUUGUUCUCUCUUGUUCCUUUCCUUUGAAAACAAAAAAGGGGAAUUCAAAAGUGAGAAAAGGAAGAACAUGGAGGGAGAAGUUGACUGGGGCUUCACAAUAAUGUCCGCUUAAGCAAAAAGGUGAACCUAGUGAGGGUAUUUUGUUCAAAAGAAUACAAGAAAUAUAUAUUUGUCAAUAGAAUUUGGAGAGCAAAGGAGCAAUGGUAAAAUUUUAGGGGGUUCUAGAAUAUUCUGAGCCAUGCAGAACCUUUCAAAUAUGUGAAGACAAUUACCAUGUGAGAAGAUCCGCAGAGUCCACACCACAUGAAGAAAAGGGUAUAUUUUUUUUCACAAAUUACAAUACAUAUUAUAUUUAAUC
This is a messenger RNA of Rubroshorea leprosula, 7120 nucleotides long. The record is from the annotation of a GenBank genome assembly. NCBI's taxonomy places the organism in Eukaryota, Viridiplantae, Streptophyta, Magnoliopsida, Malvales, Dipterocarpaceae.